Molecule: messenger RNA, 858 nt
Organism: Caenorhabditis bovis
Lineage: Eukaryota; Metazoa; Nematoda; Chromadorea; Rhabditida; Rhabditidae
Source: the annotation of a GenBank genome assembly
AUGCAUCCCGCUUGGCUCAUUCUACACUUCUCAUUUGGAUUCGUCUCAUGGAUUCUUUACGCGCUCGUCAGCAAAUAUAUCUAUUCGCAUCGGAAGCAGUUCAACACGGCUUUUAUUCGAUUAUGGAGUUGUUUUACAGUUUUGAACGUUCUCCAAUACGUCUCAAUGAAGCUCUACUAUCAUAUUCCACUACACGUUCCGCGAAAUUCAACAUUUUCGCCAUAUUUGGAGAAUUUUCCCUAUAAAACUCCUCAAACAUUACUCUACUUUUUCGCCUAUUAUUUCAUUUAUAGUCAACGGUUGUGUAUUCUGCUAAUUAUUUCAAUCAGCUUUCGAUUUAUUGUUUUCCCAUUUUCGAGUUCCCCGAUUUGGGAGCGAUCUUAUGUGAUGAGCUCAUUGUUCAUAUUUGGAAUCCCGAUUCCAUUUGUGGUUAAUCUUCUUUUUCGCGAAGCCCGAUACCACUACAUUUCAUUGGUCGAUGGCUAUGUUCUAUUCUCGUCGAUCGAGAAGCACCACGGCGCUGCGAUUCGAACUGUUCUACAAUCGAACAUUUUCGAAAUAAUUAUCGCGAUACUCAGCGGCAUUCUGAAGUUCGCCUCGCUCGCGUGCCUUUCGUCGAACUCGCUUCGACGCCGAAACGAUCGCAAUUUGUAUUUGAUGACCACUGUGCUGUUUGCAAUGUCUCUACUGAAGUUUGCUUUUAUCAAUCUCUACCCGGUGACGUCCGACUGUCUUGCUCUCAGCUGCCCGUUUGCUCUUCUAUUCGUCAAUCCAAGACUACGAAAAGGCGUCAUGUCGUGCCAGCUGAUGGUCAAGUUAGGAUUGCAAAAGGAAGAAACACAACCAUCAAGUGUUUAA